Molecule: messenger RNA, 1812 nt
Organism: Lepisosteus oculatus (spotted gar)
Lineage: Eukaryota; Metazoa; Chordata; Actinopteri; Semionotiformes; Lepisosteidae
Gene: pgap4
Product: post-GPI attachment to proteins GalNAc transferase 4
Biological process (GO): GPI anchor biosynthetic process
Cellular component (GO): Golgi membrane
Molecular function (GO): glycosyltransferase activity
Source: RefSeq, a predicted model, not a curated record
CCAAUUGCGUGAGGUGAGCUGACGUACAGUCAGCCAUAAAAGAGCAAGUGGGGCUGGCUUAUGAAAAUUCUUAACUUCCUGACAGAAAAUUUCGAAUCUUUUGUAAAUCAUCUUAAAGUGUGCAGAUCUUGCGCGAAGAGCAAAGCCGCACAUACUGUAAGCAAGGGAGAGUGCGUGACUGGCUUUUGAGAUAAGGUUAUAUUAAAAAUGAAAGGUGCUGAGAAGGUCUGAGAUUUCCGCCGUGUUAAGAAAACACCACAGAUUUCAUGGGAUCUGAGUGACAGCUGGUAAAAAGCCGUCAAAUAGCGGGAACCUGUGUAAUUUUCCAUAAAGAGUCCAAAUCUGAGAAAAGCUCUGACUGACUUUUGAAAUUGGAACCAAGAAAGCUAAGUCUUAAUAUAGAUAUAUAUUGAUGGACAUCUCAUUUAAAGUGUGUGAUUAUGUGAUAUUUAAAUCAAAUUCGGUGAUACUUAAAGCAAAGGUUGUGAAUACGAGGAUUUAAAAAAAGCAAGUGCAUUCUUUGCCCAGAUGCCUCGAUGGAAAUUGUUGAUGCGAAGACACCUGCGCUGGUCCAGCCCCUUUGCUCAGAGCCUGGUCCUGUGCCUGCUGACGUUUGUGGUUUUUCUGCCUAUGGCCUGUCACCGUUUGCUUUACUCUUACUACUUCAUCAAGCCUUUGUACCUGAACACCAUGAGCGAUAGAUUUCUAGAGGAGAGUUAUCAGAAAGGCCAAGAAGCCCUCCGUUACUGGCAGGGUGUGCACUCAACUCCAGUCCCAGACUUUAGAAAACAUGCAGGCCAGAAGAGGCCAGAGCUCCUGAUUACUGUGAUAAGUGCACAACGAAAGGAGGGAAGUGGGUAUCAUUAUUUACUGCAGGUGAUGCAGCAGCUGUCUUCCCUCCUAGCGGCCUGUGGCAGACAAGGCUGCGCGGCGGAGGUGCUGGUGUGCGAUGUGGAAAGGGAUCCCCUGGCAAAUGAAGAUGCCUCCCUAGUGGGAAAAUGGUUCCGCGUGAUUCGAAGAUCCCCCCAGGAUUCAGACGGGAGUGGCAACUGGGUAAACACGUUUGAAAAAGAGAAGAGGGACUACGUUUUCUGUCUGCGCAGAGGAUGGGAGAUGACUCAGCCUGAAAACGUGAUAGUCUUAGAAGACGACGCUGUGCCCAAGGAAGAUUUCUUCCCUGUGGUCCAAAAUUUGCUCUCUCGGCAGUUUUCUUCCCACACCCUCUACGUCAAGCUGUACCACCCAGAAAGACUGCAGAGAUACUGGAACCCUGAGCCAUAUCGCAUCCUGGAGUGGAUAGGACUGGGGCUCAUUGGGGCCUCUGUCCUGAGUCUUCUCUUUUCCCUCUCCCCUUCCUUCUCCUUCUCUCCAGCCCAAAUGGUUUUCCUCACUCUUUACGUCAUGGUGUUUGUGGAGCUCGUGGGGAGGCACUACCUGCUGGAGGUACGGCGCAUUUCCCCGCAGCUCUACGCAGUGUCCCCAGCCACCGAAUGCUGUACCCCGGCUAUGCUGUUCCCCGGAAAUGCCUCGCUCCGGGCUGCCGCGUACCUGGAUGGGACCUUCUGUGAAAGGGGCAGAGCCAAGGACAUUGUGCUCUACCACCUCGCCCGCUCCGUCCCGGGAGAGAGGGCUCACAGUCUGGAGCCCAACCUGGUCACCCACAUUGGGGCCUACUCCUCCGUUCGGAGCAAUCCUGUCCGGCCCCGCUUGCUCUGAGGCUGCCUUACGACCCUGCUUGAAUCAGGGCUGUGCAGCUCCGGGUCUUGACGGCUGAGAUUAUGCAAACUAACACGGAAUUAGCUUUAUUUCUUG